Messenger RNA from Psammomys obesus (fat sand rat), 4538 nucleotides. RefSeq names its product von Willebrand factor A domain containing 3A (gene Vwa3a). The transcript has 32 exons. Bases 57 to 3524 code for a protein of 1155 amino acids. NCBI's taxonomy places the organism in Eukaryota, Metazoa, Chordata, Mammalia, Rodentia, Muridae. The record is from RefSeq and is a predicted model, not a curated record.
GCCAGGAGAAGAGAGGUCCUGCUGUGCCGUCUUCUAGACACAAAGAAGUCCCAUAAAUGAAGAGCAUGGACAGACACACUGACAGAGAUUCACAGAAGCAACUGAACCAGAAGGCUAUGAAUGCUCAGGAUGGAUUUCUGGCUAUACAUGUUAACCAGACCGAGGACUUACUGAGGCUGCAGGGAACUGAGUCUCAGGACUCAGCUUCAGAAGACUCUGAAGACUGGCUGUCAACUCACAGUUUAAAGUCUGAGAAGCUCACCCUGGCUGACCUGAUAAGCCAGGGCACAGUUGGGCUGGAAGAGCAUGACAGCACUGCGCCCAGGCUGCCUUUCUCCACCCAGACCGCCCGCCACUUUGAAUCGAGGCUUUCUGACAUGAUCAAAGUCUACCAGGAGAGGAUUCAGUGGCUCACAGAGAAAAGCAAGAAGGUAUUUGGCCUCAUCAAGGGAACAAGAGUGGGCCUGCUCAUCGAUACGUCCCAGGUCAGCAACCCUCUGAAAGACGAAUUCCAGAAUGACCUCAUAAGUCUCAUUGAUGAGCAGCUGAGCCUCAAGGAAAAGCUGUAUGUCCUGUCUUUUGGCGUCACCCCUCAAGCCCUGUGGCCUGAGCCUGUGGAAGUCAACCCCUCCAACCUCCAGAAACUCAGGCUCUGGGUAAAGAAACUGCAGCCCAGGGGAAGCAGCAACCUGCUGCAAGCCUUGAAGAAAGUCUUUGCUCACAAGGAACUGAAUUCUCUGGUGGCCAUAUUGAGGAGCUGUCCAGAUCAGCCUUCUGAAUUCCUAUCUGACUACAUCCAGCAGUCCAUCCUGGGACGGGACCUCUUCAUUCAUGUCACCACCUACAACUGUGAUAAUCACGUGCCCUCUGCUGUUCUGAAGAACCUCACAAAUGCGCUUGGGGGUUAUUACCACGGCUACUGCCCGGAAACAGAGAAAGCUCAUUGCUUCCAUCGCCCCCAGCUAUAUACCAGUAGGCAUGUGGAUGAGCUCCUGGCAGAAACACAGAAGGCUCAAAACCUCCUCAGUCAGGUGCAAGCCCUGAAUCACAGCAGCCCUAGUGAAGAAAUGGUCUGCAAGAUCAAGGAAAUGUCUACAGAGAUUGCCAAAGAGCCAUUCACAAGUCUCUUGCCUAAACCCCCGAAGCAUGACACCCCACUCAACAUCAAGUUCCCAGACUUGGACAAGACUUCUGCAGAAUGGCUGAAGGUUAAUGGUCUGAAAGCUAAGAAGUUAAACCUUUAUCAGGUUCUGGCACCCAACACUUUCAGUCAUGUGGAAGAAUUUGUGCCUGUUCUCCAGAAAACUGUAUCAGCUACUAUCCACGAGAGAGCAAUGGUGCAGUUUGAAUGGCAUGAUGGAACAAUGAAGAGUAUUCAUGUGGACCCACCCUCACUCUAUGAGUACCAGAAGCAGAUCGGGAAAGCUGUGCAGAUGUACGAGAGUCGGCUCCAGUGGCUCUCCCUAGCCAGCAGAAGAAUCUGGGGCACUGUCUGUGAAAGGAGGGUGGCUGUGCUGCUGGACGUCUCAGUGACCAAUUCCACGUACAUUAUUCAUAUCCAGCACUCCCUGCGACUGCUGCUGGAGGAGCAGCUGGCCAACAAAGACCACUUCAACCUCAUCGCGUUUGGAAGCAAGAUUGAGAGCUGGAUGCCCGAGAUGGUUCCUGUGAGCCUUGACAGCUUACAAAGCGCCUGGAGGUGGGCCCUGGGCCUCCAGUGCCAAGGAAGCAGGAAUGUCCUCGGCGCCCUGCGCAAGGCCAUAGAAGUGGACUUCAAAGACAAAAACAAAUAUGAGUCUCAGGGCAUCUACCUCUUCACAGGAGGUGUCCCUGACCAAGACGUGCACGUAAUCAGCGACUAUGUGGCAGAGGCCUGUGCGGGUUGCCACCUCUAUCUGAAUGUCUGCCUCUUCUAUGUGGGUGAGCCGCAGAUGGACACCUUUGCCCCUGCCUGCUAUGCCAGCCGUAUUGACACUGCUGCCGCCUACAGAGAGAUCACCCUGGCUGCCCACGGUCGCUUCCACUGGUUUGGAGAAACAGGUAUUUAUGAGAGCGAUGACAGCAAAGCCAUCAUAUCUGAGCUAGAAAAAGCCCUCAGCUACUCCCAAAAGUGUGCCUUCCUUGUGGCCUCCCUGAAGAACCAUUCAAGAAAAGAACUGCAAAGCACAAUCCUCCAGAAAGACAAGCCAAGGACGCUCAGGCAAAGUCAGCCCAAGAAACUCUGUCCUCCCAAGCCCACAGCACCCUCGGUGGCCAAAAUGAAUGUUAAAGAUGACCUGGAUGGAGAAACAAGCCCCCAACUGGAAGCCCUGAAGGGUCAUCCCCUCGAUGGUGAAGCAAGGGUCUCUCCAGCUGCGGGCCAACCUGAGAAAGAAGAGACGGUGAAACAGAGGAGGAAUGCCAAGCCCAGGGGAAAAGUUACAGUGCCCUUUCUGUUCUACACAGGGUCUGGGAAUAGUGUGGGUUCUGUGUACAAGAGGUACCCUCAAGAAAAGUCUGUUAGGAGGACUAACUGUUGUGUUCAGCUGCCCAGGAAGGACACUGUCUGCUCAAGUCGACAGUGGAUAGCCACUUGUGGACUGAAGAGACUGAAGCUGGAACUCUCCACAUGCCUGGGUCCCCACUGCAAACAUCAAAAGUCAGCCCAGGGGUCAGCCUCCCCCAAACAAUGCAGUCUCCUCCCCAGUAUAGAGAUCAAUGGAGAAGUGAGACACAUCCGGCGGACGCUGUGGGAAAUGGAGAGGUACAUCGCAUCCAUGGAGAAGGUGCUGAGGUGCUAUGUGCAAAGGCUGCAGUGGCUGCUGUCUGGGAGCCGCAGGCUGUUUGGCACCAUCUUGGAAAACAACGUGUGCAUCCUGCUGGACAUGUCGGGGUCCAUGUCCCCCUACUUGCAGCAGAUGAAGACAGAGCUCGUUCUGCUGAUUUGGGAGCAGCUGAAGACGCACUGUGACAGUUUUAACCUGCUCAGCUUCGCAAAGGACCUGAAGCCAUGGCAGAACGCCCUGGUGGCAAGCACAGAAGCAACGUGUCACGAGGCCAUGCAGUGGGUCGCCAGCCUGCAAGCCCAGGGGAGCACUUCAGUCUUAGAUGCUUUAACGAAAGCCUUCAGCUUUCAGGCUGUGCAAGGACUGUAUCUCCUAACCGACGGGAAGCCGGACACAAGCUGCAGCCUUAUUCUCGACACUGUCCGAAGGUUCCAGAGGGACAGACACGUGAAGGUGCACACCGUCUCCCUGACCAGCACAGACAGAGAAGCAGUUGAGUUCCUGAGGAAGCUGGCUUCCCUCAGCGGGGGACGUUACCACUGCCCUGUGAGCGAUGACACCCUCCGAGGCAUUCAAGGCAUGCUGGCCAGGGGCUUCCUCGAGGAAAAGGAUCCCAAGUUGCCACUGUUUGAAGGCGAUGACUUAAAGAUACUGGGCCAGGAAGUCACCAAGGCUAGAAGCUUCCUCAAGCAAGCCCAGCUCUUCAGAGCCCAGCUCCUGACGCAAAAUAACAUGAAACCAAAGGCCACUCUUGGCUAGAGACAUGUGCUCCGGUAAGAGGAGUGGAAGCCAUACCUGCCCAGUGCCCUCCGAGAGCCACAAGCAUAACUGUGGGGAAGGAUCAGAAAUUGUGAUUCCUCGGACUUGAAAAGCCGGUCCACAGAGCACCCUGAUGUAAAGAGCAGACUGACAGAGACAGCUGUGACACCGGGCACACCGGCAGGGGAUAAAAUGCUUCACACUGGGAUACUCUGAAGGCUGGGGGCAGGAAGGCUUUCUCACUUGGGUUUGGGACCUCCUGGGCCUGGCCUCAUCCUCCUGCCCUGUCUCUCCAUGUAUGGCUAGAUCAUACACUCUAGCCACUUGUUUGCUACCCUCUGCCUAGUGACUCCUGUUUAUCUGUCAAGGCACAGCACAGGCGGCAUGGGCUCCACUGUGAAGGUGUCGCUGAAACCUGUAUGUUUCAGAGCUAAGGACCUCCGGGCAGAUCCCAAUGCUCCUGACCAACUGAGCCUCUUGUGGCAUUCGACACUUCAGGCAACAAUGCCCUGCUCCAUGUACUGACCCUUCUUGACCAUGGUUCUCCCAAGAAGCGGCUGUCUUGACCAUCCAUGGAUCCCCAGAACCUGCCAUAGGGCAGUCGCAUGGUAAACAUCACCUGAGCAUAGCAGCCCAGCUCUGGAGAGCAGCCAGAUGAGGGCGAGGCUGCUUCUCCUGGCUCCUCCGUGUACUGUUUACCACCCAGAUCCAUGGGCCAAGACAGGUACCAGCAGCCUGGCUUGGGAAAAGACACAGCCAAGAGCUGAGUCCCACCCCCGGCUAACCAGAGGCUGUUAUGGACCCAGUCCAGAGGAAAUGCCCUACUCCAGCCUCUGAAAGGUGGACUUCAUCCUUUGAGCCCAGCUAUGCCAUGUGCAAGAGAAUGGGGGCAUCAUGUGUUUAGAUCAUCUGGAGUCAUUUCCUAAGGUGUGAAAACUGCUUUUACUAAAAGAGUCAAAAUUGCUUUAAAUGUAUGGAUGUGUGUGUAAUUUUUAGCGAAAUAAAACCUUAAGA